CUCCAUCUCCAAUCCCGGGAUCUAAACUCGAAACACUACCGCCCCAACUCUCUGCUCUCUGCUGUGGUCACGGGUCAUUUCCUCUCAAAUUCUGCAUCGAAGCAAUCGAAUUCCACAUUGCUUCAGAUUCAGACAAAAAUUGAAUCGAAAUCGAUGGCGGAUCUGCAAUCUUCACCGCAUCCGCCGCAUCGCUCCACCGCCGACUUCUUCGGCGAUCCAAUCGGCGCGCACCCGCAGUGGUUCAAGCAGUCGUCCUUCCUCCAGCCAGAGUUCGACUCCGAGGCGUACAUAGCCGAUCUGCGGACCUUCGUGCCCUUCGACACCCUCCGAUCCGAGCUCCGGUCGCACCUGGACUCCCUCAAGCAUGAGCUUGUGGAGCUCAUCAACCGCGACUACGCCGACUUCGUCAGCCUCAGCACCAAGCUCGUCGACGUCGACGCCGCCGUGGUCCGGAUGCGGGCGCCGCUUGCCGAGAUCCGCGAGAAGAUCGCGGCAUUCCGCGCCGCGGUGGAAGGCUCGCUCCUUGCGCUGCAGAGCGGCUUGAGGCAGCGCGCGGAGGCGGCGGCCGCAAGAGAGAUGUUGGAAUUGUUGCUCGACACGUUUCAUGUCGUGUCCAAGGUUGAGAAGCUCAUAAAUGAGCUGCCUAGUGUGCCUGCUGAUUGGCUCAAUGGAGUUGUAAAUUCUGUAGGAAAGGAUCAGAUAAACAAUGGGAUCUCCUUACACCAGGGUGAAAAUGAAGCAAAUCUCAGGGAGACUCAAAGCAUGCUCUUAGAGAGAAUUGCCAGUGAAAUGAAUCGGUUGAAAUUCUACAUCACACAUGCAAAGGACCUCCCAUUCAUUGAAAACAUGGAAAAGAGGAUACAAAAUGCUAGCCUGUUAUUGGAUGCUAGUCUGCGGCAUUGUUUUGUAGCUGGACUUGAACACAGGGAUGCCAAUACAAUAUAUAACUGCUUGCGGGCAUAUGCAGCAAUUGAUAACACCCAGAGUGCGGAAGAAAUUUUUGGCUCAAGUGUUGUCGCACCACUCAUUCACAAAGUUAUUCCACAGAGUUUGUCAGGCAUGGUUAGUGGAGCACCUGGAGAUGAACUUGAGGAGGACUAUAAACAAAUUGAGCAAUAUAUAGAGAGAGAUUGCAAAUUUUUACUGGAAAUUUCCUCUACUGAAAAUUCAGGUUUACAUGUUUUUAGCUUCUUGGCCAAUUCAAUACUUAAAGAGGUUCUCUCUGCAAUUCAGAAGGGAAAGCCAGGGGCCUUUUCUCCUGGAAGACCUACAGAAUUUCUGAGAAAUUACAAAUCAAGUCUUCAAUUCUUGGCUCAUUUAGAAGGCUAUUGCCACUCUAGAUAUGCUGUUGCAAAAUUCCGUGCUGAAGCUGCCUAUGUUGAAUUCAUGAAGCAGUGGAAUGUUGGGGUCUAUUUCUUGCUGAGAUUCCAGGAAAUAGCAGGGGCUUUAGAUUCUGCACUUGCAGGUGCUAGUCUUGUCCCAAUUACAUUGUCAGAUUCAUACAGUGGAAAUUCUCAAGAUUUAACUUUAAAACAAAGUGUUACACUUUUGGAUUGCUUGAGAUCCUGCUGGAGAGAAGAUGUUCUUAUCCUUUCGUGCUCAGACAAGUUCCUUCGCUUGUCACUACAACUUCUUUCUAGGUACUCCAAUUGGUUAUUAGCUGGGCUGACUGCUCGCAAAGCUGGUAAUGUAGGAGAGAAUACUGGAUCUGAAUGGGCUAUUUCUGCCAGGGCGGAUGAUUUUGUCUAUAUAAUUCAUGAUAUCAAUUGCCUGGUAGCAGAGAUUGGCAGUGACUUCCUUGAACAUGUUACCCAGCAACUUAGUUCAUGCUCUGCUGAAGUACUAGAUCUCAUAAAGCAAAGCAUCUUACAGGGUGGACAAUCUCUGAAGGAUCUUGUACCCCAAGUGAUGAAACAAAUAAUAGAAACAAUAGUUGAGAAGCCUGUUGAGGAUUUGAGACAAUUGAAGGGAAUAACUGCAACCUAUAGGAUGACUAAUAAGCCUCUUCCUGUUAGGCAUUCUCCAUAUGUGUCAGGUGUACUACGUCCUUUGAAGGCAUUUCUGGAUGGAGAGAAAGCAGCGACAUAUUUGGCGAAGGAAAUUAGGCAUGAAAUUUUACAAGGUGCUGCUUUUGAGAUAACUGGCCGAUAUCAUGAAUUAGCUGUGGACCUUGUUAACAUGACUAGGAAAACGGAGACAUCGCUUCAGAGAAUACGUCAAGGUGCACAAAGGCGGGCGGGAGCAAGCUCAGAUGUAUCCGACCAUAAUGUAUCUGAUACUGACAAGAUCUGUAUGCAAUUGUUUCUUGAUAUCCAGGAAUAUGGGCGGAACCUCUCUGCGCUCGGGGUUGAUGCAGCAAAAAUUCCGGCAUAUGUAUCCUUGUGGCAGUGUGUUGCUCCAACGGAUAGGCAGCAGGCCGUAAGUUUCUAGCUUUCAGCUACAGAGAUGGGCAACAGAUUGGUGCUGUUUUACCUUUGCAAAUAGAAACCAGAAAGAAAGGCAUUUGUUUCUUUGAGUGGCCUGCCCUUUUGUUUUCUAUUAAUUUGCUCUACCAUAGGCAUCUCCCACCUUUUUUUCCCCCUCUAUUUUUGUAAUGCCCUAGGUUCAUUUCUUGUUUCGAAUAGGUGCAUCUUGACGUUAUUAAUUAAUUAACGAUAAUAGAAACCAAUUUUUUUGUAUAUUUAA
Diospyros lotus (date-plum) is the source of this 2685-nucleotide messenger RNA. RefSeq names its product conserved oligomeric Golgi complex subunit 2. The coding region runs from base 154 to 2430 and encodes 758 amino acids. The record is from RefSeq and is a predicted model, not a curated record. NCBI's taxonomy places the organism in Eukaryota, Viridiplantae, Streptophyta, Magnoliopsida, Ericales, Ebenaceae. Gene Ontology annotation, biological process: protein transport; Golgi organization; intra-Golgi vesicle-mediated transport. The transcript has 12 exons. Gene Ontology annotation, cellular component: membrane; COG complex.